AUGGUGAGAGGAUUAGUUACUGUUCCAUGGAAGAUGCAAUAUUUGUUAGAAAGGAUUAAGCUAUUGUUUACUUUUCUGAAUCUGCAAAUCAAACACAUAUAUAGGGAAGCUAAUGGUCUGGCUGACUUCUUAGCUUCCUUUGCAGUUAAAUCAGAACAGUACACUGUGUUUUCUGCAAAUACUACUCUGCCAUCUAUUGGAAGACUUAUAAUGCAACAAGAUGUAUAUG
Ilex paraguariensis (yerba mate) is the source of this 229-nucleotide messenger RNA. The record is from the annotation of a GenBank genome assembly. Lineage: Eukaryota; Viridiplantae; Streptophyta; Magnoliopsida; Aquifoliales; Aquifoliaceae.